GGAAAACACACAGGAAAAGUGAAUCGCUGGCGCAGUCAGACUAGCUUCAACGUUCUGCCUCACCCUCACCACCACCACAGUUUGGUGUAGACUUUCAAGAUGGAUGCUUUCAACUCGAUAGGUUUCUCUUUCUUUUUCGAAACGGACUACAUGUGUAGACCAGCCCGGCAUGAAUACUAAGGAGCUUUAAUUGUAAAAUGGAUUGAAUACCCGUAAAACGAUAAAAGUGGAUUUUUUUGUUUCUACGUGUUCGGACGGCCGUUAAUUUUGCAACUUCCUGGUUGUCGCAUUAUUAAUGUCGCUGUUGAAACUGCGGCGAAAGCUUAAGUUAACGCCACUGUUGAAUGUUUGCUGGAUACAGAUUACAUAGGACUAUCGUUAUGCAAUUCUGCUGUAAUGUUUAAAACCAGAGACAACAGUUUUCAACGAAGGGCAAAGGGAAAACGACAUAUUUCAUAGUGUUCAGCAAUGGAAAGUGGAAAUGGUGGUGCCUCGAGGAAAGGUGGUGUUUUAGUAGCUGUCUCAGAAAGUUCUGGCGUCUUUCAAAACAAUAUUUUGGCUCCACUUAAAAGUGCGUACUUGUAUGAGGAGUCAAAGCAGUCUUUCAGGUAUACAUCCGCUGUCUUGGUAAAAAAUCCAGCACUGGAAGAAAAGUAUUGUGCUUUCCGAGCAAAGAGAAAAGAAGAAGGAUAUUCAGAGGAGGAUCUGGAAGAAUCCUAUGGGUUUUUGCUGUUUGAUGAUGUCAACAAGGCAAAUGCACUUGGAGAAACUGGUGUGCUCACUGGAAACAGCACAUGCACCACUCUUGGAGAUCCCUCCAAAGGUGUUUAUGUAUCAAUGUACUCUGACUGUUUGGAUCUCAAUCGCUGGUAUCAUGGGAAAUCUGGAUACGUUGCCAUCAUCAGGCUGACAAAGGGUAGAGUUAAAAAGGUUUUAGAGAGCUACACCCAGAACUUCACUGCGCCCACUGUGGGGUUUGACUGUCAUGUGUCAGAACAGUUGCCUUCAGUAUCUGCCAAAACCAGCUCCUUUCUUGCCUUCGAGAGAACCCAGUAUUACAUGUAUGAGCUGCUAGAUGAUGGAAGUAAUGUGACGACUCAAUCUCCCAGCGCUGCCUGUCCUUUUGCCAUUGUAUCAUUUUCAUACACGGAUACCAAAGCAACGAUUGUAGCAUCACAGGAGAAAAGUGAGGUGAAAAAUCUCGUUUGUCAUUACUUUCCUUGGAGGGGUCAGCUUCAAAUAGGCACCCUGUUCUAUGAUGUUGGUCUGAGGUCUACAGUGGCCUUAAUCCCUGCAGAACUACCACCAGUGGUGAAAAUUGGCAGAGCCAUUUCCAUGUCAGAUCUGAGAAAGCUAUUGCCAAGGGCUGUCUUUGAAACCUGCUUCUCUGGUGAAGUCUUUCUAGAUGGCUUAUACUUUAGUCUGUAUGAGUUAGUUUCUUCUGAGGCAGUAGAAACCAACUCACUCCCUCUACUUCUGCGUGAGAUCAAGGAGAAAGAUCUUGCUCUCACUAUUCAGCUGAAUGAUGGUGGUUUUCUUAUCCUGUUGCACUCCUCACAUUUCCUCACAUAUGAUGAUACUGGUUCCAGUGCAACUGAUGUCCUGCAAGGCAUGUUUGUGUUUCCAGUCUCGCAGGUUAUACAGACAGACACCAAAUCUGGAGGGAAAAAGCCUGCCAUUUCAUCUGAAAUACUGCAGGUUCUACAGGUGCUUAAUUAUGCAGAAGGCGAAGUUGAGAAAACAUCCAUUGACCCAGGUGAAGAACUGUGUGAAGUCUUGGCACAGCAUAUGCAGCGUUACGCAGCCCUGAUAAAUCCUGGGUUGGCGUUAAGUCCUGCAAGGGAACUCAGCAUCUUUCCAGAUCAGUAUGAUGUGCUGGAUGCCCACAAGCACCUCUACUCAUGCCCGGAGUUGACUAACAGGGCAUGGCAGAGCUUCAGGUCAUACUUGAGCAAACCAGUCUCUUUUCAACUGCCAUUGUCCAAAGCUUCAGAAAUCCUGGCACCUAGACAAGAGGAGCGAAUAGAAGACCUUGAUGAUGAUGUCUACAUCUGUCUGUCAUCUCCUGAGGAGGCACCAGCCAAUCCUGUUAGCAUGGAGUCAGAGGACCAGUUGACAGGCCAGAGAUCUCCUGUAAACAUUGAAACACCUGUUGACAGUUGUAUAACAAGUGCUGCAGUACAAGUUGACGUAACAGCUGUGCCUCAGAAUGUUGUACCAGAUGAUUUGCAUGCUGGGGAUGCUACUAAAUACACUGGCAAAUCUGAUAUGACUGUGCUGAUCAAAACUGAUGACAUGGGGGCAAAAAAUGUCUUGACUGCCUCUACAUCACAUGACCUUCCUGCAGAGCUGAUUGUCAGCAUCACAUCGGCAGAGCGAACUGUCACUGAUGAGAGUUUAGGUAUGAUCAGUACUGUGUCUGCAACAAUGCAUAAUGACAUUCAACUUUCUGGUUUUUCAACAGCCAAAUUACAAAUGACAGGAGUGAACUCUCUGAAUGAUAAGACUGUUACAACCAAAAAGGUUUUGGAUUGCCCUGAGUUCACCAAACUCACGAAAACACAAAAGAGGAAACUACGUAGGGGACAUUACAAAGGUCGGAAAGGGGUAUCUAAAGUGUGCGUUGAGACUCGAAGUUUACAAAUACCAGUGGAGGAUGACAAUUUGAAGAGUCAGAAGGAAGACCAGGCCAAGGAAUCAUCAGGCCACCCACAGUUGAGUAAUCCUUCUUAUAUUGAGCGGAGGAAAGUACAGAGGCGACAGUGCAAAUUUAGAAAACCAUCAUCUGUUCGUUUAGCGGUUGCAGAGGAGAAACAAGUAGACCCUGGACAGCAGAACUCUGAAAGCACAUUUUUAAUGGAACUUGAAACUUUUCCUCUGAGAAAGAAAACUGAGCGCUGGGACUUAAAGCCGGUCAUCAGCGAAUGUGGAAGAAUCUUGGUGCCUCAUGGCUCUCUAGAUAUUGCUGAUCAGAUUAAGUCUUUAAAGGAUAAGAUUACAUCUACAAAAGAUGAAAAAAUGUUGGUUGAUGCCUCUGUUAAUGACACAGUCGAAAUGGAGCAGGAGUCUAGCACUGCUCCAAAGACAGCAGUGGAUGAAACAGAGGCUACAACAUCCAAGGAUGGAGGAAACCAUUUUCAAAUUGUUGUUAAUGAUGUUAAUCCUGAACACAAUAUUUUGAGACCUUCAGAUGAUGGCAAUGGUUUAUUGACUUUGAAUCAAGAGAGUACUGAACAUUCUUCAAAGACUGAUUCCACAGCAACUUCUCCCUCAGAAGCAGUUAAAGAAAAGCAUACUAAUACUCUCUCCCCAGAAAAGAUUGCCACAAAAGGUGAAUUAUUGUUGAGUAAAUUGAAAUCAGUUCUUCUAAGAGGAAAGAGAAAAAUGGAUUUACUUGUGUCAAAGGAGAUGACUGCAGAUACUGCCCAAGACACUGAGCCCCAUCUCAAGAAGGGCAAAGUUGAUUCAGACACUGGGAUGCUGAAGAGUAAUUAUACAAUUACAAGUGUCCAGGACACCAAUGCGCAUGUCAAGGAAGUUUCAAAGAUGCUGUCAGUUGACCCUCUUUUUGCAUAUGCCCUAGGCCUGACCCCUAAAGAGACACCAGAUAAGAUAAAGAAAACUGAGGGUCAGGAUACUCAACAAAGGCAAGACUCAUCAGAGACCCAAGAACAAACCAUUUUAGACAAACAACCUCAAAUCAUACACAGGCCUCCAUCAAUCUUUCCAAGAAGGGGAAGGAUUAAAAUGCUCAAAAAGCAUCAAGGCAUCUCUGCAGAUAAUGUGAAAAAGAAAUGGUGGUUGCAUUUUCAAACCCCAGCUUGUUAUGCCAGUGAAAAACUCAAUUACAAAGAGUGUACUAGGGAUAAUUCUGUCACCAAGACUGUUAAGGAAAAAAUGAACAGUGCUUGCUCAUCUACAGAUGCUUUGAACUUACUUGCUGACUUGGCACUCAGUGCCAGUAAUGACCAGGUUCCACCACAACCAGACCCAGCACUUGAGAGAGAACCUGAGACAAGUUUGAAGAAGUGUGACCUUACAAAAGAUGUUACCACUGCUGAACAAGAGUCAGUUCUUCAUGCUCUGCUUAGACAGCCUGCUGCUAGAUCCAUGCGGCCUCUUGAGUCUCCUUCACCAAGCCAUCUUAUGGGAGGUAGUGAAUUGGUUGGUUUGGUAUCUAAAGAACAUGCUUACUCAUUGCCCCCAUCUUCCUCUCUACUGUUGGGUUUGCCAGGUACACCCUUCCAGGUAUCUCCUUUAAGUGGUUCUACCAGACUGCUGCACCAUCACCAGACAAUGUAUGGCGAUGGAAUUAAAACACUACACCCAUCUGUCAGCCAGACAGACAGAAGUGAAAACUACCACAGGACUCCAGAAUACUUGGAAAAACACAUGGUGUGCAGAAGAAAGUUCAGACACUCCCGUACCUUUGUUGACAAGGAUGGAUCUAUCCAAGUCACAAAGGAAUGGAAAGAAAACUAUGACUUUAAUCUAGACAGCAAGUUCACAAAUGACUCAAAGGAUAGAACUAUCGUCCGAGCCUUGCAUGGCCCGUGGGAUUUCUCCAUGCAAGACACCAAUGAAGAAGUGCGGCUCAUCGUCCACAUGUGGAUUGGUCUGUUCUACAGCCGGUCCACAGCCAGGUUCUUUCAUGUUGACUCAUACCCAUGUUCAGAAGAGAGUGAUUCUUUGGAAAUGCCUAGUGGAAUGGUAUCAACACUGGCUCAAUCUGAGCUCAAGGCUAAUUCAUUUGCUCCUUUCCCGAGUGUAACAGACGCUUCAGACCAUUCGAUUUCAAAAGCUUUGGACCUCAGCAAAAAACAGGAUUCUGUGUUGGACCAAGGAUCUGUGGUUUUGGACUUGUCACUGAGAAACUCAAAUGCAGAGAUUGUCACUUCAGAUCCACAAGUCAACAGAAAAGAAACUUCUGUGUCUGGUGAUCUGAAAGAAGCUAUUGAAACAUUGAAGACACUCAAGUCAUCCAUGGGGUUACAGGUGGCAAGCACAAUUCAGUGUAACAAAAAACAAGUACACUACACAGAGAUCAUCAAUGAGAUAAAUGAUGCCGGAAGCACCUAUGAAAGUAAGAGGAAAAUAGCUGGGAGCCUGGAGAACACCGGACUAUCUUGUAAAGAUGACCGAACAUUCAUUCUUGUUCAAGACGAGAUGAAAAGUGUAUCUAUUCAGCCAGAAAAUAAUCCAACUGCUUCAGGAAUUGGCAAUGUGUUACAUGGAUGCAACAAUGAGGAGACAAAUGUGAAACAUAGCAUUGAAAAUAAGAGGAAAAAAGCUUGGAGUCUGGAGCACACUGAUGUACCAUUUUGUAAAGGUGAUGAAACAUUCAUUGUUGUACAAAAAGAGAUGGAAAGUGUAUCCGUUCGACCAGAAAACCCAACUGCAUCAGGAAUUGGCCAUGUGUUACAUGGAUUCAACAAUGAGAAGACCGAUAUGAAAGAUGGCCUUGAAAAUAAGAUGAAAAAAGCUGGGAGCCUGGAGCACACUGAUGUACCAUCUUGUAAAGGUGAUGAAACAUUCAUUGUUGUACAAAAAGAGAUGGAAAGCACAUCUGUUCAGCCUGAAAAUAAUCCGACUGCUUCAGGAAUUGGCCAUGUGUUACAUGGAUGCAACAAUGAGAAGACGGAUAUGAAAGAUGGCAUUGAAAAUAAGAGGAAAAAAGCUGGGAGCCUGGAGCACACUGAUGUACCAUUUUGUAAAGGUGAUGAAACAUUCAUUGUUGUACAAAAAGAGAUGGAAAGUGUAUCUGUUCGACCAGAAAAUCCAACUGCAUCAGGAAUUGGCCAUGUGUUACAUGGAUGCAACAAUGAGAAGACAGAUCUGAAAGAUGGCCUUGAAAAUAAGAUGAAAAAAGCUGGGAGGCUGGAGCACACUGAUGUACCAUCUUGUAAAGGUGAUGAAACAUUCAUUGUUGUACAAAAAGAGAUGGAAAGCGCAUCUGUUCAGCCUGAAAAUAAUCUGACUGCUUCAGGAAUUGGCCAUGUGUUACAUGGAUGCAACAAUGAGAAGACUGAUACGAAAGAUGGCAUUGGAAACAAGAGAAAAAAAGCUGGGAGCCUGGAGCACACUGAUGUACCAUCCUGUAAAGGUGAUGGAACAUUCAUUGUACAAAAAGAGAUUGAAAGUGUAUCUGUUCGACCAGAAAAUCAGAUUGCUUCAGGCCAUGUGUUACAUGGAUGCAACAAUGAGAAGACAGAUAUGAAAGAUGGCAUUAAAAAUUCAGAAGCUACAGCAAUGAGUUUAGUUCAAAAACAUGGAAAGGAUUCAUCAAAAUCUGUGACAGUUGUAGAGGUAGACUCCAACAAAGAAGCAGGCAAUGUGGUUCUUACAGUUAAGCAUGAUGCAAUUGAAUCCAAAGAUGGGGAAAACUUGGAAGUGAAAGAAAAUCCAUACCAACAAGGAAAUGUAGAACCUUCUCCAAAAGUGAUUCUUACAGAUGAUGAUUCAACAAACAAAGAGUCAGGUAUAGUCUGCAAUGGAUAUAUUUUGGAAAAUGAGAAGCAGUUAUCUGGAGAGGAACCUAUAUCAGUCUCACCAGGCAAGGCUGAAAAUGUUAAAGAUGUGGAUUGUUGUACAGUCUAUAAAGGUAAAGUGAUCGAAGAUGAAGAUCCCUUUGGAAAAGAAAAUGGAUUUGAUGAGAAAGACAGUUGUGUUUCACCUGUGGAAGCUAAUAGUGAAUUGAGUGAUCAACCACUACCUAUGAAUUGUGAUGGCCCAGAUUCAGUAAAGAAAGAUUGCAUUACAGAGUGUAAUCAGAAACCGCCAUUUGAUGAGCAACCACCUAAACGCAACAAAGAAGAUGCCUGCCAUGAUUUGCACUUGAGAAUGCUGUGGGCAAAUGGCAGUGUGUUGACAGAUGAAAAUGCCAUUUCAGAAAAAUCUCCUCACACUUCAUCAGAAAUGGAGCCUAUUUCUAAUGAACCAGCAGUUGAGGAAAAUUCAAAAAAAUAUAUUUGUUUGGCAGAUAAGGCACAUUAUCAGAAGGCAGCAUUACCCAUGUCUGAUGAGAACAACUGUUCGUUAGAGGUUUCUAACGCAAAUGGGUCAAUUCCCCAGACAAAUGAGAGUGUUGAAACAGAAUGCCAAAACAAAGUAAUGGCAAACUUCAAUCUAAUCGGUGUUGAUCAUGAAGAUGGGGAUACCCAAUCAAUUGAGGGAGAUCAAAAAGUUGUAAACCCAAUUGAAAAAGAACAAUUUUAUCAUCAGGCUCAUUCCCCUCAGUGUGAAGCUGAAGCUGCAUUGACUAAAGAAACAGACCUCAAACAGAUCGAAAAAACAAAUGUGGGAUUGGAAAAGAUCAAUAUUGUGAGUUUAAUUCCAUUUAUUGGAAUAGACUCCUCCAGAGAGGAUACAGUACAACAACACGACACACACUCACAAGGCAAGGUUGAAGAAGUUGACCAGGAAGAAAUACCAUUUAUCAGUAAAACUACCUACCCUGAAACUGUCCAACCCACAGGGUUAGGCGGUACAUCUGAAAUGUACAGUAAAAAGCCAGAACGGUCUGCUGUCAAAAUAUCACUUUCACUUCUUGAUGUAAGGGAAACCAACCAGCCAGUGGUCUCGGGAAGUGAGUCUGACGACCGGUGCCCUACCCCAACGAUGGACGAGAAACCAUUUCAGUACUUAACUUGCUCUGGACCUAGUAAUACUAGUGCUUCUGCUUUUAGUGGUAGUGAAACCUCCAAAAACAUGACUCAGAAAUGUCUUAAUACAGGCUCAACAUCCAGAAAGGAUGAGGUGCCUCACAAGUCUACAUUUAACAGUGAUGCCACCCCUCAUCAUGAUCUUGAACUAAGAACUCAUAGAGUUCUUCAAAGUAUAGACAAGUUCCGCCACCAAACAAGCCACACUAAAACAUCCAGCCAGAUUGAAGCUGAGAAACACUCUCUUGAUCAAACUCCUAACCCCAAAAACAAGUACAUCCCCACUUGCUUCACCACAAGCCACAUUGCAUCUGACUUUAAGGACAAGAAAAUGCAAUGCAAUACAACACCAGCAGUGGUGUCAGCCUCUACCUCACCAGAACUGCACACAGAAUCAACAAGUAACUUUCUCAUAUCACCUUUCAAAAGUAAAUUAGAGGAAGUACUCGGUGUAAAGUUGCAGCUAAAGAAAACUAACUCCCCAGUUCAACAACACCAUUUUGAAAGAAUAGAUAAAUUACAGGAAAACUCCGUAGGGCAAGAUUGUCAUCCCUACAGAUCUAUUCCCUGUACUGAGAGUUUGCAAGCCAUUAAACCAAAUAUUGACCAAGGUAGACAUAAAACAACCUCACAGAGCAAUUUAAGUCAUGAAUUGCGUUCAUACAGUCAGCGUCCUGUCAUGGCAGUGAAACCAUCCAAGACUGAUGAAUGUCAAGCAGGUUGCAUCUCUAAAGACAAACAAAUUGAAAAUGCUGUAAUGUCCCAUUUUUCUGUCAAUAAACCGACAGAAACCCCCGUAGUCACAUACACCAUACCUAAUACCAUGUUCUUGGAGAAAAAGACAGAAAGUCUCAAGGAAAACUUUGAGGGACUAAAUGAUGAUAAGCAAGAUGCCAGUGAGCUUUCUUCAAAGAGCAGUUGGUUAUCCAAUGUAAGUGAAUCUAACUCCGAUACAGCUAAAUUUGUGCUUCAAGAUCCUUUAAAGCAGUACCAAGGAAGGGACAUUUCAAAAUUAAACUAUAUUCCUUUAUCUUCUUUCCCCGCACAGUCUUUUGAAUCUGCAAAAAAAUUCUCUAAACUUGUUGAUGGAAACCAAGGUUUCAUUACAUAUAGUUCAGUUGAGAAAGUUGGGCAAACAACUAAAGAGAGUAUUGAGAUUGAUCAAAAAGACUGCUCAGAUGCAUCAACUUCACAUGCGGUUUACAAAGAUGGUGGCAUAAUAGAUGACCGUCUCUUCCUGGGACCUCAAAGCUCACUCAUGUGUACGGUCUAUAACACCAGCAGGAAGACAUCCUAUUCUUUUCUGGAGCAGGUUUCUCAGAGGUGCCUACAAGACGACCCCACUGAGGCGUCAAUGGAGCAGGAGUGCCUUAUCUUCUCAGAACAAAUGAAACAGCUUUUGAAAAGGAGUAAGAGGGUACCCGUCCGCCAACAGGGCACACAUGACGAAGUGAAUUUGUCUUGCGCCAGUCCUGUGACUGUGCACUUUUGCAGUCUAGAAGAGCAGGAGGAUUCAGUGGAUCACUUGACUGCACAUUUAGAUGUACCGUCACUUCUUGGACAAAAAAUUAAGGUAAACAUGUCUGACAGGAAAAAGACUACAGAGGAAGACCAGACUCAUUCUCCAAAUGUGUCUCGGGGAACAGGGAACCCCAUGGAACAUGCUGGAGUUUCUGCUGUGACUUCAGAGUGUGUCAGGCUGUAUGAGGAAAUGAUGAAUGAUGUUUGUGCUGUCAAAAAGAUCCCAUCUAGACCACACAAACACUUCAGAAUUCAUAGAAGUUACUCAAAGGCUGAACCAAGUAACCAUUUUGACUUUUGUGAUCAAAUGAAGAGAGAGAUGGAUGAGAGUUUCCGCAGUAAUCUGAAUUCAGUUGUGAAGAAAUCCUGUAAAACAAAGUACAGAUUCUACGUACUAUUGACGUCUGAUGAUGCCUUCUUUGAGGAAACCAAGGCACAGUUAGAGGCAGAAGGCCACACUGCUGUACAGCCAUCUGAGUUCUUCCUUGGUGAGGAUAGUUCUUCAUCUCUACUCAUCAUCCUCAGGAAUGAAGACAUUGCAGAGCACAUUUGUGAGGUCCCACAUUUGCUCGAGCUGAAGAAGUCCCCAGGUGCGCAGUUUGCUGGAAUUGACGAACCAGAUGAUGUCGUGAAUCUCACCCAUCAGGAGCUCUUCACGAGGGGUGGCUUUGUAAUGUUCGACAGAGCUGCACUGGAGUCCCUCAGUUUUUGCGAAAUGAAAAAAAUGUCAGAAAUCUUGCAAGAGCGAAGCAGAACGGGGAAGUGGAAAUGGAUGCUGCACUACAGAGAUAGCCGUCGGCUGAAAGAAAAUGCAAGGUUGAGUGCAGAGGCAAAAGAGAAGACGCACUUCCUAAACUGGUGCCAAGAAGCUGGAAUAUUGGAGGUCUUGCCUUAUCAUGAGUGUGACCUCAUGUCGAGAGAGCAGCCUGACUAUCUCACGUGUUUGGUCCGUUUGCAGGUCCAGAAUAUAUCAGCCCGUUACCCUGUUUUUAUAACCGAUACAACAACAGACAGCGCAUUUGGAAAGAAUGGAAUUUUAACAAUGACUUUUGACUCUUUCCUGACGUAUUCUCCAAGCAAACCAAUUACAGCCUGACUUGGAAAAUGUCAGAUGGACAAACUUAAAUUGUGCUAAUUCAAGAACAAAACUCACUGGAGAACCCAGUAAUUUACUAUUUUAUGGUGAUUUAAAACGUACUACAUUUAAUAUUUUUCUUGUGUUGUCAGUAAAGCUCUUUUGCAUCAAGCAAUAAUUAUUCAUUUAUUGUCAUUUAUGGGAUUUUUUUUUUUUCAUUUUUGUCAACUAAGUUAUUAAGUUAAUGGAUAGAGUGACAGUGCCAAUAUACAGACUGUAUAUACUGCAUUUUGUAUUAUAUUUUUUAUUGUAAAUUGUUUUUACAGUGUAUAUUGUUUUAUUUACAAUCCUGAGUUUAUACAUUUGCAGCACAAUCAUUAGUGUUUGUUUUUAGAUAAAAAUCGAGAAAAUUGCAACAAAAUUUAAUCAGGAUGUUUUCUGUUUUAUAUAUUAAAGUAUACUACUGCACACUGUUA
This is a messenger RNA of Perca flavescens (yellow perch), 10733 nucleotides long. RefSeq names its product transcription activation suppressor family member 2 (gene tasor2). Gene Ontology annotation, biological process: negative regulation of gene expression, epigenetic. The record is from RefSeq and is a predicted model, not a curated record. The transcript has 22 exons. Gene Ontology annotation, cellular component: nucleoplasm. NCBI's taxonomy places the organism in Eukaryota, Metazoa, Chordata, Actinopteri, Perciformes, Percidae. Bases 469 to 10278 code for a protein of 3269 amino acids.